Molecule: messenger RNA, 2190 nt
Organism: Symbiodinium pilosum
Lineage: Eukaryota; Dinophyceae; Suessiales; Symbiodiniaceae
Source: the annotation of a GenBank genome assembly
AUGGCGAUCUCAUGUACCGAAUGUCUGGAGGGCACAUGGGACAAAAUCCAGGAGCUCUUGUCGGCAGCCGGGCUCUCCGAUGUCGCGCAGGCAACGCAUCACGACCUGCUGGAGCUCGUUACGGAGCUGGAGAGCAUCCAGGAAAGCCGCGUGCUUGUUGACCAGGGGCUGCUUGCAGACCUCAUCCGCAAGUAUGACUCCCAGAUGCAGAACCGAUCAGGGCCCUUUCCGGAAUACCUCUCUCUCGACCUGCCGGUGGACGAGCGCGAAUACAAGAUGCUGCCGCUCCCCACCAAGACCUUACGACCCAUCCUCGAAGGAACCACUGCGUCCGAGCUGCUGGACCAUCUGAGGGAGGAGUUUGAUGUUCCCCUUCAUCCGCACUUCGUGAUGCGGAUUCUGGAACUGUCCAUCGACCUCCACACGAAGCGAGAUAAGGCCCACGGCCCUGUCAUGAAGCUCCAAGUGCCGGGAGUAGCCCAGAGCGUGGUGAACGUCAACGUCUCCGAGAGUUGCAGCAUUGCGCAGUCCAGGAUUGUGGUGUUGGGUGACACGCACGGGCAGCUGGCUGACGUGCUCUGGGCUGUGUCGGAGCUGGGUCUGCCAAGCGAGAAGAACGUCUACGUGCUCAACGGGGAUAUCGCAGACCGUUGCGAUUGGUCUACAGAGAUCUUCAUGCUCUUCUUGACAAUCACUUUGCAGUAUCCCAACGACCCCGUGGUUGUCAUCAAUCGAGGCAACCAUGAGUGCAUGACCAUCAACGGCUCUCGUUGCGGGGGUUUUCAAUACGAGCUGCUGGACAAGUAUGGUGCUAUUUGGGGCCCAUACUUGCAUUCCAUGUUCGGCAGCCUCUUUCGUAUCCUUCCCGUGGCAACCCUGGUCAACAAUGUGGUUCUUGUCAUCCACGGUGGAGUGGGCCGUGACCCAGAGAACCAGCUCCGCCGCUUACAAGACCUGGAUGCGGACUUGCGGGAGGCAUCUGUCAAUCCGUGGGGCUUGGAAGGCGAUGAAGGCAUGGACGCCUUGGUGGAUGCCUUAUGGUCUGAUCCCACAGAUAUGCCCGGCAGCCGUGUGAACACGCGUGGAACUGGUCACACCUGGGGACCUGACUACACGAAAAGGUUCUGCCAAAGCAAUGGUGUGAAGCUGGUCAUUCGCUCCCACCAGGUGCCACAGGAUCAGAGUGGGGUCUACGUCCACAAGGCCCACAAAAGCCAGCUGAUCACCGUCUUCAGUGCUUCGAACUACAGGGGCCGCAAGAACCGGGCCGGCGCAGUGAUCCUUCAGCCGGGGGCCAGCGAGGACUCCUUGGAUGCCCUGUGCCACGACCUGGGUUCUUGUCCCUCAUGGCGUGUCCUUUCGAAGUCGGCGAAUCUCAAGCCACGGACCCGGCUGCAGGGCGACAUUGUUGAUGAUGAGCUCAUUGCGGAGUUGCUCCAGCACUCCAUGGGCUUGCUGGCGGAAUGGCGUGUUCCGCUUUGGGAGGCCUGCACACGCGAAGAUGUGUCGCUGAAGGGGGUGAUCUCUCUAUCCUCCUGGCGGCGGAUCUGUCGAAACACGACCAAAAUCUACAUCGACUGGGUUUUGGUGGCUCGCCUCGUGGGCGGUGCAAGCCAGAACAAUCUGCGGUACAUGGAGACACUCAAUCGCUUCGGUUUCGAGAUCGCCUCGCAGGUGGUGGAGAGCCGCCUUGCCAGUUCCGUCUUGGCUUCCAUCUACCUAACCAUGAUGAGGGCUGACGAGUCGCUUCAGCAGCUCAUGGGCAACCUCUGCCAGGCCGGCCAGCGAGCAGCCCCGGCCCGGCAACUGUUAGAUGGUCUAUGCGAGAUCCUGCGUCGAAAUGGCGUUACAGGACCCGAGACGGCAGCCGUGCUGCGCAGCAUGGAAGCGCACAUCGGCAGUCGGCAGACCACACUGAUAGACGUUGCAGAUUUCCUUUCUGCCUGGAGAUGUGCCGCAGGCAUCUCUGCAGAGCUGACGCCCCAGCAGUCGGAGCUUUCUGCUCGGAUCUCACGGCUUUUGGGCUCCGAGAGGCGCUGUCGAAAGAGGCUCAGCAGUCUGGCGCCAGCUUCCUCUACGACUCUGAUGGAUUUCUUCAACAUGGCAGAUACUGAUGGCGAUGGAUAUAUGUCCAUCGAUGAGGGCUUUGACGCCUUAGUCAAGCACCUGCAUCAGACCACGGGGCGCGAG